Sarcophilus harrisii (Tasmanian devil) is the source of this 1344-nucleotide messenger RNA. RefSeq names its product endoplasmic reticulum protein 29 (gene ERP29). NCBI's taxonomy places the organism in Eukaryota, Metazoa, Chordata, Mammalia, Dasyuromorphia, Dasyuridae. Gene Ontology annotation, biological process: protein secretion. The record is from RefSeq and is a predicted model, not a curated record. Gene Ontology annotation, cellular component: endoplasmic reticulum lumen; endoplasmic reticulum.
CCCGGCCGGCGGCGGGCGGCUGCUCCUCCCCCUCCGGGGCGGGGGCGGCGGCGCCACGUGACCCUCCCCGCCCCCCGCGGCCAGGCGUCUGCUGCUGGGGCCGGCUAGCGCAGGCCGGGGGGCGCGAUGGCGGCGGCGGGGUCCGGCGGCGGGCUCCCCCGCUGCGCGCGGGCGCUGCUGCUGGCGCUGCUGCUGCUGCUGGGCGCCCCGCCGGGCGGCCGCGCUCUGCACACCAAGGGCGCGCUGCCCCUCGACACCAUCACCUUCUACAAGGUCAUCCCCAAAAGCAAGUAUGUCCUGGUGAAGUUCGACACCCAGUAUCCCUACGGGGAAAAGCAGGACGAGUUCAAGGCGCUGGCGGGCGGCCUCCGGGACCUCCUGAUGGUGGGGAUCUCAGAUUACGGCGACAAGCUGAACCUGGAACUGGGUGAGAAGUACAAGCUCAGCAAGGACAGUUACCCGGCGUUCUACCUCUUCCAGAACGGGGACUUUGAGCACCCCGUGCCCUACGCGGGGCCGGUGAAGGUGGGCGCCAUCCAGCGCUGGCUGAAGGGCCAGGGCGUCUACCUGGGCAUGCCCGGCUGCCUGCUCCCCUACGACACGCUGGCUGCCCAGUUCCUGGGCGCCGCGGGGGCCGAGCAGCGGAAGGCCCUGAUGGAGCAGGGCCAGGCCAGCCUGGAGGGGGUCAAGGAGGCCGAGAAGAAGUGGGCCGAGCAGUACCUAAAGAUCAUGGGCAAGAUCCUGGACCAGGGUGAGGGCUUCGUGGCCACAGAGACGGCCAGGAUCUCCAAGCUGAUCGAGAAGAACAAGAUGAGCGAAGGGAAGAAGGAGGAGCUUCAGAAGACCCUCAACAUCCUCACCGCCUUCCAGAAGAAGGGCGAAGGCAGAGAAGAGCUCUGAGGAAGGCGCCGGGGGGCGGGAGCAGGAAGGAUCAGGAAUCUCGGGGGGCGAAUGGUGACCCAGGGGAGAGCUGUAAACCUGCCCCAGAGAAGGACCGGUGCUAAUCUCUAUAAUAAACAGUGCGCUGUCUGGGCCCCUGACUGUGAGUCUCUUCCGGCUUGGUAGACAGCCCCCUCCCCGCCCUCUCCCCUCCUCCUGCUGCCCAGGGGUUCCCUGCCCCCCAUUUUUGAUAGCAGUUGAGGGUGAUGAGCAUCAAGUGGGUCCGGAUUCGAAUCCCGUCCUGUCGCAGAUGGUCCCCCCUGGGAUCCCUGAUUCUGAGCAACCAAAGCUUCUCCGGGAGGCUGGGGUCACUGCGGGGUGUGAAUGGGAGGCAAGGAUGGACCCUGCUGUGUUUUCUGUGUCCCACUCUGUGGAACAAUAUAUUUUCUCACUUCCUGCACAGUC